This is a messenger RNA of Microcebus murinus (gray mouse lemur), 2086 nucleotides long. Lineage: Eukaryota; Metazoa; Chordata; Mammalia; Primates; Cheirogaleidae. The record is from RefSeq and is a predicted model, not a curated record.
UCUCUUCCCGAGGUGUCCAGCGCCCACCAUGCGGCCCCUGGUCCUGCUGUGGGGCUGCCUGGUGCUCCCAGGUUAUGAAGCCCUGCAGGGCCCAAAGGAGAUCAGCGGGUUUGAAGGUGACACAGUGUCCCUGCAGUGCACCUACUCGGAAGAGCUGAGGGCCUACAAGAAGUACUGGUGCCGGCAGGCCGGGUUCCUACUCCUCCGCUGCUCCGGCAUUAUCUACGCGGGAGAAGAAGGCCAGGAGACGACACAAGGCAGGGUGUCCAUCCGAGACCGCCCCCAGGAGCUAGCCCUCACCGUGACCCUGCGGAACCUCACCCUGCAGGACGCCGGGAAGUACUGGUGUGGGGUAAAAAAACUGGGCUUCGAUGAGUCUUUCCUGGUGUCUCUGUUAGUCUUUCAAGGGCCCUGUUGUCCUCCCUCCCCCACUCCCUCCUUCCAGCCUCUUGCUACAAGGAGCCCGAAGCCCAAGGCAAAAGCUUGGCAAACACAGCCCCCAGAACCGACUUCUCCUGGUCGCUACCCGACAGUCACCACAGCCAAGCAGGGGAAGACAGGGGCUCAGGCCUCUCCGGUCACAGGGACCUCCCCGUAUGGGCACGCAGGACCCUCCCUGCACACAGGAACCUCUCCUCACGCAGCGACCUCUCCUCACGCAGGGAGCUCCCGCCCAACUAUGCAGCUGGACUCCACCCGGGCAAAGGACACCAGGUCUGUUCCCAGCAGGAGCAUCUCCAAGUCCAGGGUGUCCAUCCCGCUGGUCCGCAUGUUGGCCCCGGUCCUGGUGCUGUUUGGCCUUUUGCUGGCCACGGGCCUGAUCGGCCUGGGCAGCCGCAUGCUCCGCCGGAGAAAGCAAGCCCAACUGGCCGUGGAGACACAGCGGAAUGAGAAGGUCUACCCCUCACACUUGCCGCUCGGGAAUGGCCGGGACCCAGAGGACACUGUGAUCCACCUCACAAGGCCCACUGGGCCCCUCGCCAGACCCGAGCCCUCUGCUCUCUUCUACUCGGAGAUCCAGGACCCGAGCCAGACUACGGAGGAAGAGGAACCCCCUUCCCAGGACCUCGAGGGGGACAUGAUCCCAGUGCCUCCCUUCCACAUGUCUGAGGAGGACCUGGGCUUCUCCAAGUUCAUCUCCGUGUAGCUGCAGAAGGCCCUCCUGGCUGGGCAGCCGUGGAGCUGAACAGUGGGUCCUGCAGUGGCUCCCACAAGCUCUCUGCCUUUCUCCCCACCCUCCCAUGCUGUCCUCCUGCCUGCGCCAGCCUCAGCUAGAAGCAUCUGUCAGCCCUGGAGCCCGGAGUGGUGGCCUCACAGUUCCAGCUAGAGACUGGGACUUGCCCACGUGUCCACCCCUGAGCAGCGCACACAGCUGCUGGAGCCUCCCGGGGCCGGGCAAGGCUCAGCAGGUCUGGUCCGAGCUUGUGUCUGCUCCAGGAGACCCCUGGAGCCUGGGUGCCAGCGUCAGCCCCACUGUCCUCCCUUCUCCUCUCUUCCUGGCACCUGACUCGGCACCAUGCUCCUGCACCAGCUGGGAACGAGGCGGAACGUGCUGGGGUCAGAUCGGAUUCUGGACUCUCAAAGCGUGGCUAUGAACCACCUGCAUCCCAGCCCUCAAGGGGCUGUUAAAAAUGUAAUUCCUGAUCCACCAAAGCCAUCUCUGAGGCUGGGCCCAGGACUCUGCAUUUCUAAAAAGCACCCCAGCAAUUCUUACAUUCGAGUUUGAAGACCAGCCGGCCUGAUGAAUGCUCAGACCCUUGCAGCUUAGAGUCUACAUGAGUAGGGGUGUGGGGUCCCUCGCUUGCCCCAUAUACUGUCUGCUCUGUCCACAGCACCGUGACCCGGUUGGGGGCUUCCCUGGCUCCCCCCUGAGUCCCGGCCCAGGCCAGAAGCACAAUAGAAGGGAGUGGCUGCCUUUCCAUUCCCCCUGCCCCGCCGGGCAUUCCUGUCUUUGCAAGAAUGGUGGAGGAAACCUCGGCUCCUUCCUUGUCUAGGAAGGGUCACUGCCAGUGGGUUUUGGUGGCUGGGGUGAGGGUCUAAAAGGGAGGAGGGAGGGGACAAGGCAGGAACCUGAAGGUGACCCUGA